This is a messenger RNA of Cricetulus griseus (Chinese hamster), 2199 nucleotides long. The record is from RefSeq and is a predicted model, not a curated record. Lineage: Eukaryota; Metazoa; Chordata; Mammalia; Rodentia; Cricetidae.
GUGCACACCUCGCCCGGGGGAGGACGCAGAGCCGGGCAGGCGGCCGGGAUGUCGGCGAAGGAGAGGCCAAAGGGCAAAGUGAUCAAGGACAGCGUCACCCUCCUGCCCUGUUUUUAUUUCGUGGAGUUACCAAUAUUGGCAUCAUCUGUGGUUAGCCUCUAUUUCCUGGAACUCACAGAUGUCUUCAAACCUGUGCACUCUGGAUUCAGCUGCUAUGACCGGAGUCUUAGCAUGCCGUACAUUGAGCCAACCCAGGAGGCCAUCCCAUUCCUCAUGUUGCUUAGCUUGGCUUUUGCUGGACCUGCAAUUACGAUCAUGGUGGGAGAAGGGAUUCUAUACUGCUGCCUUUCCAAAAGAAGAAAUGGAGCUGGACUGGAACCCAACAUCAAUGCUGGGGGCUGCAACUUCAACUCCUUUCUCAGAAGAGCCGUCAGAUUUGUUGGUGUCCAUGUGUUUGGGCUAUGCUCCACAGCUCUCAUUACAGAUAUCAUACAGCUAUCCACAGGAUAUCAGGCACCAUACUUUCUGACUGUGUGCAAGCCAAACUACACCUCUCUGAAUGUAUCCUGCAAAGAAAAUUCCUACAUCGUGGAAGAUAUUUGUUCAGGAUCUGACCUCACAGUUAUCAACAGCGGCAGAAAGUCAUUCCCGUCCCAACACGCGACCCUUGCUGCCUUUGCUGCCGUAUAUGUGUCGAUGUACUUCAAUUCCACGUUAACUGACUCAUCCAAGCUCCUGAAACCACUCUUGGUCUUCACAUUUAUUAUCUGUGGAAUCAUCUGCGGGCUGACACGGAUAACUCAGUAUAAGAACCACCCAGUCGACGUCUAUUGUGGCUUUUUAAUAGGAGGAGGAAUCGCCCUGUAUUUGGGCCUGUAUGCUGUGGGGAAUUUUCUGCCUAGUGAAGACAGUAUGCUCCAGCAGAGAGAUGCCCUCAGGUCACUGACAGACCUCAAUCAAGACCCCAGCAGGGUUCUAUCAGCUAAAAAUGGUAGCAGCAGUGAUGGAAUUGCUCACACAGAGGGCAUCCUCAACCGAAAUCACAGGGAUGCAAGCUCCUUAACAAAUCUCAAGAGGGCCAACGCUGACGUAGAAAUCAUCACUCCUCGGAGCCCCAUGGGGAAGGAGAGCAUGGUGACCUUCAGCAACACACUGCCCAGAGCCAACACACCCUCGGUGGAAGACCCCGUUAGAAGAAACGCGAGCAUCCAUGCCUCCAUGGACUCUGCCAGGUCCAAGCAGCUCCUCACCCAGUGGAAGAGCAAGAACGAGAGUCGCAAGAUGUCCCUGCAGGUCAUGGACACUGAGCCCGAAGGUCAGUCUCCACCCAGGUCCAUAGAAAUGAGGUCCAGCUCAGAACCUUCGAGGGUGGGAGUGAAUGGAGACCACCAUGUCCCAGGCAAUCAGUACCUCAAGAUCCAGCCUGGCACUGUCCCUGGCUGCAACAAUAGCAUGCCUGGAGGGCCACGUGUGUCCAUUCAGUCCCGCCCUGGCUCCUCCCAACUGGUGCACAUCCCUGAGGAGACCCAGGAAAACAUAAGCACCUCUCCCAAGAGUAGCUCUGCAAGGGCCAAGUGGCUGAAAGCUGCAGAGAAGACGGUGGCCUGUAACCGGAGCAAUAGCCAGCCACGCAUCAUGCAGGUCAUCGCCAUGUCCAAACAACAGGGCGUGUUGCAGAGCAGCCCCAAGAAUGCCGAGGGUAGCACGGUCACCUGCACAGGCUCCAUCCGCUACAAAACCCUGACGGACCACGAGCCAGGCAGCAUCGUGCGGGUGGAGGCCCACCCCGAGAACAACAGGCCCAUCAUCCAGAUCCCAUCCACCGAGGGUGAAGGCAGUGGCUCCUGGAAGUGGAAAGCUCCAGAGAAGGGUAGCCUGCGCCAAACCUAUGAGCUCAACGACCUCAACAGGGACUCGGAAAGCUGUGAGUCCCUCAAAGACAGCUUUGGUUCUGGAGAUCGCAAGAGAAGCAACAUCGACAGCAACGAGCACCACCACCACGGCAUCACCACCAUUCGAGUGACCCCCGUGGAGGGCAGCGAGAUAGGCUCAGAGACGUUGUCUGUGUCCUCCUCACGUGAUUCCACCCUGCGCAGGAAGGGCAACAUUAUCUUGAUCCCUGAAAGAAGCAACAGCCCUGAAAACACCAGAAACAUCUUCUACAAAGGAACCUCCCCAACGCGGGCUUAUAAGGAUUGA